Messenger RNA from Symbiodinium sp. CCMP2456, 837 nucleotides. Lineage: Eukaryota; Dinophyceae; Suessiales; Symbiodiniaceae. The record is from the annotation of a GenBank genome assembly.
AUGUCUGAUCUCUAUGGUCGUGACGACGUGGCUGGCCCCUUGGAGUUCCAACGCCAGGUGGUUGGGGCGGUUCUCGAGGGCUUUCGCCCACGUCGUCCCCGCUUGCGGGGCGGGCUUCCGCCCACAGCGGACAUUGACAUUCAAUUGCCUACGGUACCUGGUUCAUCUGACAUGCCCGCGAUCGAGGCCAACCCUGUCCCUCCGCCUGAGCAUGAUACAUCCAGUGGCUCCGACGAUGAGGUCGCUGCCCCCGCGUCGCCCAUUCCACUGCCUCCACCUACUCAGGAGCUGCCAGAGGCUGUUGCGGAGGCUCUCUCAAUGACGUUGGAGCCUUUGCCACCUGAUGCUUCUUCUUCAUCUGGUGUGGCUGAGGAUUGGACUGAGGUUCAUGGUCCAGCAGACGAAUACUUCUUCCUGCUGAAUGGUGUCUCCCGCAUUGCACACAAAGCGCAGCCUUGCUGCUCUUCUCACCCUGCAUUCCAGGUGAAAGUUGCUCACCUGCACAGGUCUUUCCGAGCAGGGUGUAGCGUUCGCGGUGUGGAGUCGCUCCAGUUUUCGGAGUUUGACCUACCUGCCACUCCGCGACGACCUGAGCUUCGCAUUUGCCCCAGAUACUUUCAUGAACCAGAGCUGCUGACGCUCCUUGGCACUAGCUCCUCCAUGGAACGGGAGAUCCUCCUGCGUGCUGAGAUCACCCUCUGGGAAUCCGCUUGGGGUAGCAUUGACUUCAAUCACCGUGUGCUCCUCUUCUCCGGACCACAAGCCUGGCUGGCAGUUGCCCUGGGCAAUCGCGAGCUGCACCGCUGCGUCUCUGCGGCUUUGCGUCUGGAGAUGUGA